This is a messenger RNA of Amphimedon queenslandica, 525 nucleotides long. Its product is annotated as COMM domain-containing protein 3-like. NCBI's taxonomy places the organism in Eukaryota, Metazoa, Porifera, Demospongiae, Haplosclerida, Niphatidae. The transcript is spliced from 6 exons. The coding region runs from base 1 to 525 and encodes 174 amino acids. The record is from RefSeq and is a predicted model, not a curated record. Gene Ontology annotation, biological process: sodium ion transport.
AUGGAGUUAUCAGGUAGCACAGUAACUGGACUGCAAUUGGCUGGUUCUUCUUCAAUAGAUGACAAGUCCUUCAACAGAUUGACUCAGUUAGUACUUCAAUCUAUAAUGGAGGACACUGACCCGUCCAUUAUACAAGAUGAUGGUAAAUUAUCAAAGAUAAAUCAAGGGAUGUUGAAGGAGUGCUACUCAUCAUUAAUUAUAUUAUUAAUUGAAGGGGCUCGCACUGACACUGAUACCACUGGAAUGAGGUCUACAUUAGAGGAUUGUAAACUAACUCCUGACAGAAUUGAAGCAUUAGUGACACUUUAUAAUAAUAAUAAAGCAAAGCUAAGAGCAAGGUUGGGUAGAAUUCGCUCAUCAUUUCCUUACCUCAUUGACGUCAACUGGAGAUUAGAUUAUUAUAUUAAGGAAGGUGAUGGAAAGAAGAAAGAUGUUAUAUUUAGUUGCACACAAGAACAGCUCCAGGAUUUGGUUGGAAAGUUGAAAGAUGCUUCAAAAUCACUUGAGAAAUUUAGCCAACAAUAA